AUGUGUUAUUAUCAACAACAAAUCAACAACAUGACAAAUACAUGUAAUCAAGUUCACUUUGAGAAUAAGUGUUGGUCUCCAACCUAUCCAAAUAUCAUAUCAACUGCAUUUACUAAUGCUUCGACUACUGCUAAUACUACUACUACUAAUACUAAUACUGAAUCAAAGAAUUUACAUCAAAAUAAAGAAUUUGUUGUUACUGGUGAAUGUGAUGAAGGUAGACGAGAUGGUGGUGAUGACAAGUCUGAUGAUGAAAAUCUACCUGGAUAUAUUAUUAGCUGUUUAACAAAAGUAUGCUCGGGUUUAUUAGUCAACGCCUACCCAGAUGCCAAUUCAUGUGAAGAAUUCCUGCAGAUAUUGGAAAUGAUUUUAAGCCAUGUAGCUUUCAGUGAACAACAGAAAAAGCUUGUCUUAUUUUGGAAACAUCGUGUACUUGUUGUCUACGGUCAAUAUUUAAAUCAUCAUUCUCAUGCUUAUUCAUCAAAAUCGAAAUCUGAUUCUUCUAAUUAUUAUAAUUAUUGUCCUCGUUCUGUAUCACAAGUUCAUUAUUUCGAUAAUCGAUUUCGUAAAUAUCCAACUCACUAUACAAGUCAAGAACAACAACGAACAGGCUCUAAUCAUUUGGGCUAUAAAACUUUUCAGACAAAUUCUCUUUCUCCUUCAAAUGUUUGUUUUCAUAAUAUUCAGGAUACUUCUUCACGCCUUACUAUGGAUAGUUUAGAAGUACCGCCACAAUCAAUUGUUGAUGCAAGCUCAAUCCACUCGAAUACAUCUUUAAACAUUCCUGUGACCGCGGAGAUGUCACGACGACAUAGUGUUUCUGUAGGUGAUCCUCAAAACCAUCUCAUAGUUGGCAAAUCGAUCAACAGGCGUAGAAUGCCUAGUCCAAAUUCACCUUGUUUUUCAGGUAGAACUGGUGUACCAGGGAAUCUCAACUCACUUAAUUUAGGAUAUACAAACCAUCCACAAGCAUCUUCUGAUAUGGAGCUAUCUGGUUAUCCAUCACAGCUGCCGAAACCACGUUUUCAUAGCCCAUCAAGAUUUGAUCCAUCCAUCAAUAUAACUCCACGCCGAAACUUGAUACCUUUAGCGACAGCUCCAGUUACUCGGAUGCCUUCGCCUUCUGAUGUUUGUCGUAACAACAAUCAAUGUAGUGAUUGGCUUUCGCCUAAUAACAGAUUUGCAUUUCCAAUGGCUCCUUUCACUUCAAAUAUUUCACCGCUGUCAACAUGUGAAGGAUCUUGUUCAGAUAACAUGAAUCCUGACAGUCAUCUACUACAGCAAUUACAAACUCCAAAUGUUCCAAUUUGUAUGCUAUCACUUCAAAAUGCUUAUCAAAACACUUAUGGUUCGUGUAGUUGUUUACCGCCUACAAAGACAAACACUCAUCAUCAAACCUUAAUGUUAAAUUCACCUAAUCAUCCAAAAGCUACUACUCUUCAAACUAACCAGCCUACUUUUGACGGAAAUUCAAGAAGAAACUUUUUAUCUACCCUGAAUAAUAAUAAUUAUUCAUCAAUCCCAUGUAUUCCUAAUUCAGUGGUUACCAAUACUAGUAAUAAUACUAUUCAUCCUCCUACACCUAUUUCAUCCUACAAGUCAACAUCAUUUGGAAAUAAUAAUUCAUUGAAUUCUAGUUGUUCAGCAGCGGAUAAGUCAACACAAUCGUAUGCAUCAUCAUCAUCAGUACCACAAGAGGUGAACAACAACAUUCCAACAGUUGGUGGUGGUGGUUGUUAUUGGUCAAAUAAUAAUUUUUCUUCGAAUCAAGCUAGUCGAAAUCAAAUCUCUUCAGUACAUGAGAUUCAAUGUUUACAUCAUCUUUACGAUUCAAAUAAUGAUAAUGAUAAUAACAAUCAUAAUCAUAGUCGUAAUAAUAAUAAGGAUUUACUUGUCUUUGUUGAUAAUUAUAUUGCUACUGCAGAGAAUAAUAUGAUAGGCGGUGAUUCAUCUGAUGCAUCAAAUGAUCGAAUCAAUAGAGAUUUAGAUUUACUUACACGUGAAGUUACAGAACAUGCUAUAGGUGCUAGUACACAGCAUCAUAGUCAUCUAUCACCAUAUACAUUAAUCAAGAAUGUGCGUGUCUAUGACGUCACAAAUCUGUCUUAA
This is a messenger RNA of Trichobilharzia szidati, 2109 nucleotides long. The record is from the annotation of a GenBank genome assembly. NCBI's taxonomy places the organism in Eukaryota, Metazoa, Platyhelminthes, Trematoda, Strigeidida, Schistosomatidae.